Micropterus salmoides (largemouth bass) is the source of this 7329-nucleotide messenger RNA. RefSeq names its product CREB regulated transcription coactivator 1b (gene crtc1b). Gene Ontology annotation, molecular function: cAMP response element binding protein binding. Gene Ontology annotation, biological process: positive regulation of transcription by RNA polymerase II; protein homotetramerization. Bases 43 to 1863 code for a protein of 606 amino acids. Gene Ontology annotation, cellular component: nucleus; cytoplasm. NCBI's taxonomy places the organism in Eukaryota, Metazoa, Chordata, Actinopteri, Centrarchiformes, Centrarchidae. The transcript has 14 exons. The record is from RefSeq and is a predicted model, not a curated record.
UUGUGUGUAACGUAACAUUCCAUUGAGAAGAAGAGUGGAAAGAUGGCGUCCUCUAACAAUCCUCGCAAAUUCAGCGAAAAAAUCGCUUUGCAUAAUCAGAAACAGGCGGAGGAGACUGCUGCGUUUGAAGAAGUGAUGAAAGACCUGAAUAUCACCAGAGCUGCGCGGUUGCAGUUACAGAAGACCCAGUAUUUGCAACUAGGGCAGAAUCGUGGACAGUACUAUGGAGGCUCACUGCCCAAUGUCAAUCAGAUUGGAAAUGGCAACAUUGACCUGCCUUUUCAGAACUCGGUGCUGGAUACCAGUCGGACAACUAGGCACCACGGGCUGGUGGAGCGUGUUUACCGUGACCGGAACCGCAUCACGUCUCCUCACCGCCGGCCGUUAUCAGUCGACAAACACGGACGCCAGAUUGACAGCUGUCCUUACAGCUCAGUUUACCUCUCCCCGCCGCCAGACACUAGCUGGAGAAGGACAAAUUCGGAUUCUGCCUUACACCAGAGCGCCAUGAAUCCCAAGCCCCAGGAGGUGUUUGCAGGGGGGUCACAAGAGCUGCAGCCAAAACGAGUACUGCUGCUAACAGUGCCUGGGACGGAGAAUUCAGAGUCAAAUGCAGACAAGGAUGCUCAGAAACAGUUGUGGGAUGACAAGAAGGAUGAUUCAUCAAAACCCAACACGUGUGAUGUCCCGGGAAUCAAUAUAUUCCCAUCACCAGACCAGGAGUUGAACCCGUCCGUGCUCCCAGCUGCACACAACACCGGUGGUUCGCUGCCUGAUCUGACCAACAUCCAGUUCCCCCCUCCACUGUCCACCCCGCUGGACCCCGAGGACACCGUGGCCUUCCCCUCCCUCAGCUCAUCCAACAGCACGGGCAGCCUGACCACCAACCUCACCCACCUGGGCAUCAGCGCUGCCAGCCAUGGGAUUCCCACCUCAUCCCAGCCCACCAUGACUGUAACCGGACAACGCCGGCAACCACCCGUGGUGCCCCUCACCCUCACCUCUGACCUCCAUCUCCAGCAGUCCCCACAGCAACUUUCACCCACUGUCUCCUCACCCGUUAACAUCACACAGGCCGUGCCAACAGAGUCUUUGACCCUGGAGCAGCAGCUCUCCCAGUACCCCCUGUUCAACCAGCUGACGGCUCAGGCCCAGGCUCAGCUGCUCAGUGACCUCCAGAAGCAGCAGCAGGCCCUGUCGCAGGGCAUCCAGCUCAUCACCUUGCCAACUCUGGCCUCCCCUGGUACCGCCAGCAGCCCCUCCCCAGACAGCCAGACCACCGCCAGCAUCAGCAUCAGCUCGUACCGCAAUCAGACUGGCUCACCAGCCACUCAGUCUCCAACCUCCCCAGUCUCCAAUCAAGGCUUCUCCCCUGGCGGCUCGCCUCAACACAUUCCUGUAGUGGGCAGCAUAUUUGGCGACUCCUUCUACGAUCAGCAGUUGGCAUUGAGGCAGACCAAUGCCCUUUCUCACCAGCUGGAGCAGUUCAACAUGAUUGAGAACCCCAUCAGCUCCACCAGCCUUUACAACCAGUGCUCCACCCUCAACUACACACAGGCCGCCAUGAUGGGCCUGACCGGGAGCAGCCUACAGGACUCCCAGCAACUCGGCUACAGUAGCCACAGCAACAUCCCCAACAUCAUCCUAACAGUCACAGGGGAGUCUCCUCCGAGCCUCUCCAAAGAGCUGACCAACUCUCUGGCGGAUGUCGGCGACGUCAGUUUUGAUGCGGACUCUCAGUUUCCUCUGGACGAGCUGAAGAUCGACCCACUCACCCUGGACGGACUGCACAUGCUCAACGAUCCUGACAUGGUGCUUGCUGACCCCGCCACCGAGGACACGUUCAGGAUGGACAGGCUGUAGCGUAAGAAACUGACUGUUGCCAAGAACAAGAAGAAAAAAACUACACUAACUUGUGAAUGGAGAGAAAUAAAGGGCAGGAUGAACCCUCUCCCUCGUUGCAUGGCCGUCUAGCUGUCCGACCUCGCCCUCGACUCCGUGAAGCCCUUUGAAACGAUGCGCCACCAAAAGACAACAGGGAAAAAGACAUCCAGUGGCUUGCCGGGUAAUGGCCUCGCCAUCGUUUUGAAUGAGAUUGGUCGCUCAGCGCUUUCGCUAGCCUGCUGUGUUUACAGUGUACCAUUACAUGCCACAUAUAUUCCAAAAAUGCACAUUGACUUUUUUUUCCCUUUUCAUAUCCACUUUAAUAUUUGUUUUGUUGAAAUUUGCUCGUAGCAGGAAGCUGCUAGGACAUUGGGCAAAACCGUACCCGUUAGACCGGCUGGGUUAAAAAAACAAAGAAAAAUGUUCCAUAGCCGGUUUGCUUGUACCCUGCAAUCAAAUGAAUCGGUUUUCCCAUCGUGCCGUAACGGCUUUCUAUUUCACACUCAAAGCUUUAUUUUUGACAACCAAAUGUUAUUUUCAUCAUGUACUGUAUGUUUUGAUGUAUUUAUAUGUUCUAUUUAUUUGGUUAAAGAUUUUAUAUUCCAUUUCAUAAUUUAAAUUUGAUGCCAAAAUGCUCUCUGUAGGCAUAUUGUAAAAUUGCACUGAUGUAAUUUGUGUCUAUUUAUUAAUUACUAACAUAUUUAUAUAUGUGUUUGUUGAGCUACUUGGUUAAUGAAGGAGUGCAAAACCUCCCCAUAGUUGCUCUUUGGUGUUCGAUGUGCCAUUCUCUGACGUAGGACGUGGUAGACGUUGCUAUGCUGCAGCCCAACGGUCAAAUUAAAAUAUCAUAGUUUUUAGCACAGCUCCAGAAAAUGCUGCGUGCUCCAGAAAUGGGUCGGUUUUAUGCCACUUGAAUUAACUUUUUCUGAGAAAAUCAUCAGGUAUUUCUAGAAACUAGAAAGCAAGAAAAACAUGGCCACAUUAAUUUUCUGCCGGUGAAAAGCCAAUAAUAUAUCCAGACUGAACUUCUUCUCGGUGACGGAAGCGGUCUGUUUUUAAACACUAAAAUCUUAAAUCUUUUUAAGUCGUCACUGUGAAAUCACCUGAUUUUGCCUUACAUGAGUAUUCUACUGUUCUACUUAAGUGUCUAAUGUGACAGCGUAUUUUCGUAACUUAUUGUAACAUUUUCUUGUAUUUGAGAGGAACUUAAGUUUUCAGUCAGUGAUAUCUGUGGUUAUGUUGUGUAAGGUUUGACAAAUCAAUGUACUGUAUUUUGUAUCGGUACAGUUUAUAGCCAAAUUGUUGGUGUUUUUUUUAAAGUGGGGCUAAAAAUGAAACAAAAAAACAAAUGAAAGGAUGGGUUUGAAGUAUUUGAGCAGUGCAAUUAUGGGGAGGCUUUUGCUCCUUGACGGGGAAGCUCUAACAAAAACGCUAAUGACCUUUGCCACAGAAAUCAUCAAUAACAAAAGUACCUUACAAAGUAUAGGGAUUUUAAUGGCCAAUUAUAUUAUUGAAGCCUCCAAAUGGUUGUUUUCAUAAGAGUUUAUGAAAUAAGGAUUUUUAUUGUAGAACGUCGGUUUACUCCAUUUAGUAAACCGGAUAUAGUACAUAAAGCUUUGGUUUAAGAAAGAAUGAGUGUAUUUAUAUAUCUAGUAUUGUACGCUAUUAUUCUACAAGAUCGGCCCCGUUCCAUUCAGUAUUACAGACAACAAAAAUGGUGACAAAAACAAUCAGGGAUGUAGUAGAGUCUAAAAUUGUUUACGACACCUUGCCUAUCGGAAAAUGUUUACACGAGUUUCAUCUGAAAAUGUAUAUAUUGAUUUCAACUACAUCCAUGACGCAGUCUCCCUUGCCAAAAUGUGUGGAACAAAAUCACUCAAGUCAUUCACUUCAGAUUUCUAGUCUGCGUUUUGUCAGAGUUUCCCUGAGAGGUGUGUUUAGGUGUGUGGGAUCAUGUUUGCUAUACUGUAAUGUUCAUGUACAGACGUGCUAAUCAUUUACUCACCUAAAGCGCUGUUGGGAAGGCUUUCCACCCACCUACCCCCCAUCCCCGAAUAGGAAUCACGUUUGGUUAACUGCACACCUCUGCAGUUGUACAGUUUGUUUCAGUUGAAGUGUUUGUCUGCUGUAAUCCUCCAUCAAAGGUUUUGUUUUGCCUUGCCUUGCCAACAGAUCUGUGAUUCCUAUGCAAAUGAGACAAAAAAAACGCCCCUUAAAGGAAAAAUCCACCUCUGAUGUUUUAUUGUUUAACACAUUCUAGAUGUUUAGCUGGAUUUUUUCUUCAGAAAUGGUGUUGUAUUGGAGGCCAAGGCCAAACGACAACAACAAAAAAUACCUGUAAGAGCUGUUAAUGGUCAGCUUAGGCAAUUUUCUCUAUCAGUAACACUUAAUGAAUAUAUAAUGUGAGAUAGCAAGGCUAUUUACAGUGCUCAGUCAUUAUUAUUGCUCUGUGAAGUCUCCAUAAUAAAGUCCCAAUUAAUCAUUUUUAUUUUAUCUAAAUUAUCUUUCUUCACCGGCUCCAUACUCUUUUACAAAAUGGUUGAAAAAAUUUUAAUUAUAACUUCGACUAAACAGCGAAUGCCCGGCUUAGUUAUUGCCAAUUUUUCAGUCGAUGGUCAAAUUUGUAAUUUAGGAAUUCAAUGAAAGAAAAAUGUAAAUUCAACUAGUUUGACUAUAUGAGUGCAGGACAUCCAUCGAGUUUUGCUCUGGUGCUAUGACAAUCAAGUGAAAUCGCACGCUGAACUAUAAAUUUUUCUGCGUCAGAGGAACAUCUUAACUGAAAGGCGUAAAGCUAAAUCCAGCCUUACUUUGAGAUGAAGUAACAUUGGUUUCUGUUUUUUUUGUUUGUCUUUUUUUAACCUCUCACCCUGCCACGUCUUCACUUGGUAAUUUUCUCAGUCUUUCCAGAAUUCUUCUCCACCUUAACACCUCUCUUCCUGUGUGAUUAUUGUCUAGAAAGACACCCGUUCUCUUUUAUCCUGAAGGAACUGACGCUAAAUCGGGCGUACUGUUAAUGUUUUAGAUCACUGAAACGCUAUUAAAACUAUUUGUUUGGGCCACAUAGGAGGAAGAAAAACUUAAAAAUGGUCCUGGAAAUGCACGGCACUUCACCAAUAUUAUCUUAAGCUGGAUUUUUCCUUUAAGUCACUGAAACAAAUGUAUAUUUAUUCCUUAAAAAAAUAAGCAUUGUGUUUGAGCCAAAUGUCACUGCUGCAUUGCCAGUGACUUUGAGUUGUUCUGUCACUUCCUUCCUGUCAUCCUGUUGAAUACUAGUCCUUCACACUGACCUUGUACAUAUACACUAUAGCUGAAACAAAAUGCAUGACUAAAUUGACAGUCAAAACCUCUAAAUGAAGGCCUUCUAUAUGUCCGCAGGUUUGAGUUGUGGAACAUAAAGUCUAAAGGGAUGCAUGUAUGGGUUUCUCCUGGGCAACAGUUAACUCAGUUAUCUGUUAAGUGACUCUGUUACCUCCAUCUCUGUAUAAUGCUACUUCACCAAUGAUAAGAGAAUGUAUUUUCUGUGGCAAGUGUCCCAGUUUUAGCCCAAUGACCUGAUGUUUUGGAGGUUUUGGUCCUGUCACAGUCAGACCAGACUGGUAUCUCUCUGCUUUCAGUCCUCCCCUUGUUCUGACUGUUGCUCGCUCUCGCUCUCUCUGUCUCUCUGUCUCUGCCCCCCCCCCCCCCCCCCGGCUUGUGCAUCGUUUGCAUAUGUGGACUCUUCUCAUCUUCUGAAGCUUCUGCAUUACACAGUCAACUGCAUAACUGCAUGACAUGAUAGACAUGUUGAGCGGAUUCUCAUCAGUUUGAUCUAGCCAUGCUCGUGUGUUUUAAGGCAUCAGAUGCUUGUUUUAUGUUGUGGCUGCCUAUCAUGGUAGGUUUUGGGCUAGUGUCAUUCGGUUUUGUUUUUCUGUUUUUGUGCUUUAGUCACAAGUGUUUAGUCCACUAGUUGUUUGGCACUUUAUUUGCGACUUCCUGGCUUUUGAGCAGGGACUGUUCUGCCCUAUGUGAAUGCUGACUGUUUUACUCCCGAUGUAUACUCCGGAGAUAUUUUCAUGUGAAAGAAAAGAUGAAUUCUCUAUUUUCCUCUGUAAACUUUUGGCUUGUCUUGUUUUUUUUGUGUGGUUUUUUAUCAGUGAAGAUUUUAGAGGAUGCAAAACUAGAAAGGGCUUACUCCAGUGCAGCUUGUGCUCUUGUGUUGGAAAGGAACUGCACUCCGAAUGUAUUUCCUUGUUGGUCAUUUCGGCUUUAGUAGUUAGUUGCGUCCUGAAGUGAAGCAGUUUUUGACUUUGACUGCACAUACUGCCACUACCAGAGUACUGUACGGUGCUGCGACACAGUCUCACUGGGACUCUAAAAUGCAGGUUACAUGUUUUGGACAUGUGAUUGGAGAAUGUGAUUCCAUCAAAAUGAUAACAUGUCAAACAACUCUUCUCCAUGUUUUAUCUACCCAACAUGUAAAGCUUGCAGGUGUAAUAGUAGAUGUUGCAUGUUGUACUGGAGAAGACUUGUUAGAAACGUUGAAGCUCUCACUGGUCUACACCUGUACCAUAUAACGACAUGUGACAAAGGUAUUAGAUGCCUUUUUCAAUUGUCACAGGUUUGCUAACAAGGUUAGCUAACAACAACGAUAGCAAUGGUAAAUAUUUGAGUUUAGUUAGGCAGCUAAUACACAUUUUAAAGAGAGGAAAUAAAGGCAUUUAUUAGGGUAAAAAAGUAAACUUUGUUCUAAAAUGUCUUUGCCUGAUCCUGUCUUGGUGGAAAAACAGUUACUUCUUGCAUGCAGAGCAUGUAUUUGCAUUUUGAGACUCGGCAGUGAUUUCCAAAACAUUUGCUGAGGUUUUAGGAAUGUUAACAUGUGGAAAGCAAACUUUUCAGGCGACGAACGAAAGCUGGAAGUCCAUUUUCCUGACAGAUAAGAUGAACAAAUCACCUCAAAGUAUAUUUUCUACGCGUUGUAAAGUAUUUUGUUUUGACUUAUCUGCUUGUUUAAGUCUGAGCCACUACUAACGUGCAUUGCUUGAUUGCACAGCCCGUGUUUAUGUUGGGUGAAAAAGCAGUGAAUCUAAAUCUUGUCCCAAACUGAUUAAGCAGAUGAGUUCAGCUCAAACAGGAGUCCUUCGUUUCAAUGCGUCUCGUGAGUCCCAGGAUGAAAGGAAAGAGUUGCUGCUCGGUCUUUACUGCUUGUUCCUAGAGUGUUUUAGGUCUGAAUAAAAUCUCCCUUUAAUAACCCGGGGUUUUCUAAAUGACUCUACAGCUCUCUCUGGAAAAACAGUUUAAGUUCCACCUAAAGCUUAUAGUGAGAAUAGCAUUAUAUCACUGUUGCCCUGUAAGUCGUAGUAAAAGAUCUGUAGCUAUUUAUUUGUUGCCAUGUGAUUCUCCUUAUGUGACCAUUUGUUUAUAAGAUGAAAGAAAAAAAUGUCAAUUAAAUUGAAUGUGGAAGACAGA